AUGAGCUGCCAAGCAUUUGCUUCCUCAGACACCUUUGUGCCCUUGAAUUCUGACUCUUCUCCCUCCCUGCCUCUGAUAAUGCACCACAGCGCUGCAGAGUGCCUGCAGGUCUCCAACCACACCACCAAUGUUGUGUCUACAGUCCUGUCUGUUUUCUCUUUGCUCCCAACUCGUGCGUGUUCAUGCGUUGGCUUUGCCACGACGACGCUGGGACACCUUUGGCCAGGCCUGCACUACUCCGUGCCCUCCUGUCACUAUGGGAAUCAACCUUCCACCUACGGGGUGAUGGCAGGCAUCAAGUCUGCAACUCCAGAGAUGCUCUCAGCAAGUCUCUCCCAGACUCGUAUCUUACAGACCUGCAGCAUGCCUCACCCCAAUGUGGUAAAUGGUGUCAGCACCUUGCAAAGUGGCCUGACGCCCUGCCUGUACAAGUUCCCGGAGCACGCGCUGGGUGCCAGCUCCUGUGCCCUGGGCCACGGCUUCGCGGCCCUGCCCCAGCCCCUGCUCACCGAGGAGCCCGCGGAGUUCAAGCAGGAGUUCCGCAGGAAGAGCAAGCCCGCCGAGGAGCCCGUGGACAUGGACUCCCCCGAGAUCAGGGAGCUGGAGAAAUUCGCCAACGAGUUCAAGCUGCGGAGAAUCAAGCUGGGUUAUACCCAAACCAACGUUGGAGAGGCCCUGGCUGCUGUGCACGGCUCUGAGUUCAGCCAGACGACGAUUUGCCGCUUUGAGAACUUGCAGCUGAGCUUCAAGAACGCCUGCAAACUGAAAUCCAUCCUGUCCAAGUGGCUGGAGGAAGCAGAACAAGUGGGAGCUUUGUACAAUGAAAAAGUUGGGGUGAAUGAACGGAAGAGGAAGCGCAGAACCACCAUAAGCAUUGCUGCCAAGGAAGCCCUGGAGAGGCACUUUGGAGAACAAAGUAAACCAUCUUCUCAGGAAAUCAUGAGGAUGGCUGAGGGGCUCAGUCUUGAGAAGGAAGUCGUGAGAGUUUGGUUUUGCAAUAGAAGACAAAGAGAAAAAAGAGUGAAGACCAGUUUACACCAGAAUGCCUUCAGUUCUAUUAUCAAGGAGCACCACGAAUGCCGGUGAAGCUUUUCCACGUACACAUGUGGAUUUCUGGUUUGCUUUUUGUAAAUAUUGUAAAUGCUGUGUUGUUAAAAAAGAGGAAAAUCAGUAAACCCCUCAUUCCUUCUACAUGCUACCAGCAGCUGUAGCAUGGGAAGGAUUUUGCUGCCAUUAAUUAAGGCACUGUGAGCUCACCAGGACAGAGGUGUCACACUGCUCCUACUGCAUGCUGUGUCUCAGCCCAACAUUUGUAAAGCAGAAGUGGCUUGGAUAAUGCUGGUUAUCAAAGGUAAUUCUUGCUAAUUUGUUAUGUGCCUCUAAGUUUGUUUUGGGUAGGCUUAGCUAUAAACACAGGAGUACAGUUUAUCUGACCUCAGGACUUUGUGGCCUGAGGGGAAGGAAAAGGGUUUUAUUACAUUGGUCUUUCUCUGCAUUGUACUUUCUUCUGAUUAAAACCAUGUGUGGACAUACUUACACCAGAGGUGGUGUGUUAAGCUGAAAAAGUACACAAAAUAACAAUUUAUUGCACUGCACAUUCCCUCUCUAUUACACCCCACUAAUUGAAAAUAAUCCCUUAUUUGUCAUCCUCCUGCCUCGAGAUAAUCGAGGGGAAAAAAAAACCAGUGCCAGAGCUCCACCUAUCAGGGAGGCACUGAGAAAACUGAAUUAAUGACUGUAGUACUCACCAGGGAUAGAUUAUCCAGCCAUCUCAUCAGCCCUGCUCAUUGUUAUGGGAAUUAGCCCAUUACCAUAUAAGUAUUUUGACUGUUUUCCCAGGACUGAAAUUAAGUGAGUACACGCAAGUAGUCCUGGCCAGAUGCAUUUUAUUUUUCCAUAAAACAAACCUGAUGAUUUAGAAAAUGUCUCUAUAAUAGGCCCACAGAAAGCCAGAGGAGUUUAAUGUUCAAGACCACUUAGAAGCAGCGUGUACAAGUUAAGUGCUCACUCUCCAGUGCACAUUAAAUUAUCUCUGAUACUUAUUACAGUGACCGUAAGCAUAUUCACCAAUGGAAAUCAGGCUCCUGGAUUUCUAAAAAUCCACAUUUUUAUGGAUGAAUGCACCACUCUAAGCCCUUAACUGAGAAGAAAACUUCAAUUGAAUAACUCAAAAGGGACAAACUGUGGCUGUGUACUCCCUUCAGGCUGCUUUCAUCACUAGCAUAGCUCAUUGCUAUAGCAGAGACCAAGGUGCAUACUUUUAUCCACCACAGGUUACCAGCAGGUCAUGAACUUCACAAAAAAAGUUCAGCUGAGAGAGAGGAUCAGCACUCAGCAAAGGUGGUGGCAUGCAUUGGUGUGUCUUUCAUGUGAUGUGGUCAAAUGUUGUGUGUUGAAAUCACUAUCUGGUAUAUAUAGAACUUUAUUUAUAUUCUAAAUUAUUUUCUUAAUUAUAAAAGGUUUCCUAGAAAUGCUAUCAGCCUGUACUUCCCAGCCUCCUCAUCCAAUAAAGUAUUCCUAUACUUUUGGCACUCCAGGCAAUGGUUUGUAUCUCUCUUUGGUAACACUUCAUUCUUUUUUAGCUGUGUGUCAUGCUGAGAUGUAUUUUAGAAUGCUCUCACAGAUAGUUUCAGAGCAGCCUCACAGUAACAUGGUGGUCUCUUGCCCCUCAAAAAGUCUCACAAGUGACAGCUAAUUGCAGCAACAGGAUAAAAUAAAACUAAAGGUGACACAUAACAAAAUUGUCUUGCAAAGAAAUGACAAAAAGCCAACUGGGAGAAGCAACCACCAUUUAAACCCACCUACCUGCUGCCACAGAAAUACAAAUAAAUUAGAAUUAUUUAAAGAAGAAAAGCUGGAUGAAAUCAAUUUCAAUGGCUGCAGCUGGUGCUUUACUUACAGAAAGUGGCAAUUCAUUUUUUUUCCUCUAGGAAGAACUUAAUUACCACCAAUUACUCUUGAUUAGGGUGGGGGGAGGACCCAACCUGCAUAUAAGGCAGGAUUUUCAAGGAGCAGCUCUAUGAACUUGAAGUUUAGUUGGCCAUUCAGCCAAGCUGGGCUGUUUUUGAGAUAUUUGUGUGUUUUUUCCUUGCUUUUCUUUUCCCAUGGUAACUUUAGUGUGUUAAAACCACACUAGAGGGCAAAACAAGGUGUUACCACUUUAAAUCUUAGGUUUAGCUGUCCCUGAAGAACUGUGAUGCCCUCGUGUGAGGGACACAGCUGACCAAGCACAGGCCAAGCUGCUGAGCAAAGGUAAGGUGAAUAACUUAAGUUACUCUCUUCUAGAUGUAAUGUGUGAGCAUUGAAUGCUUUUAUUAUAGUGCUUAGACAAGUAGUGAUCAUUUAUGAUCCAAAAUUGUUCUCAAAACUAAUAUUUAGAGUUAGUUUAUCAAUGUGAUCAGUUGCAUCUUAGCAAUAGAGUCUGCUCAGCUAUGGACUGUACUAAAAAGCUGAUGGAGGCAGGCUGUAUAUAAUAUAAGAACUAGGGAGUAAAUAGAGGAAGAUGGAAAGAAGCUUAAAACAAAACAAAAUGGUGUUUUUUAACAUGCUUGGGGAAAAAAUAUCAGUGGAAAAAAACAUGGGUGCCAGAAGUUCCUUUGUAUGUAGGAGUUCUCAGCUGAGCAAGCCACUUAGAGUUGGUGUGUGAAGAACUUGCACAGGGCUCUGGAUGUACCUUAUUUUUGAAACCGAGAUUGGAAGAGUAUUAAGGGAGGAAGCAUCAUUGAUGCUCAUUGUGUUCUCAUUGCUGCCCUGGGAAUUGCUUCUGGGCACUUGAGGAAUAAGGUUCUGGGUAGAGCCAUUUUUAGGUGUGGGCACAACUGUGUCAUUGCUCCCAGAUGGAGACUCAGAUCCAGCUCCUAUUUAGGUGUUAGAAAGGAUAAAGGAUGGUAAGGAUUGAGUGGUUUCACUGGGUUUUUUUAAUCACUUUUAAUGUGAUUUAAAAGGAAUUUCUAUCUAAGCAGGGCGUGUAAUUUUUUUAGCCUGAUCCAACAUACUGACCCUAACUACAGACACAUAACAAGCCUGCAAACAUACAGCACUUCCCACUCUGCUACCCAAAGAUUUUUACACAGGUUAGAGCUGCAGGAUUGAAAAGGUAACUUGUAACAAACCACAGGAUUGAUACUGACACCAGCUCUAGUUCAGCAGUUAUAAUGGCACCAAAAAAGCAAUACCUUUCUUCCUGUUCCUCCAAAACCCAGAGGAAAAAACUCAUUAUGGAAUUAAGCCAAAUUUCGACAGUUAUUAAAAAUCAACUUCACACCUCAUUCAGAAAAGACACAAGCCUUGGUGUUCAACCAAACUACAAAAAAAUCACUAACAUUUUAUCCUUGUGUUUAUAUUAUGAUUUCUUUUUCAAUACCACAAAGCAGUACUUGGGCAUGAGGUUCCAGACAAGGGAAUGCGAACUUGAACAAGUCUUUACUGAAUAUUAAAUCAAAGGCCCACGAGCAACUACAAUAAAUAUGAUAGUGCUUUACCAAAGCAAGUCAAAGGAGUAUUUAUCAGAGCUCACAAAGAAAGCCCAGUUAGGAGACAGAUGUGUAAGAGUAACCCUACAGAGGACAAAGCCAUUGUGGGAUAAAAAGCCUUUUAUUAGAUUUUUACAAAAUAACUGGUAAAAAAAAAAAUCACCCCAUAUUGGAUAUAUGCAAUAUAUUAACUCACACAUUCCUACCCACUACCUGACAGAUUCAGUUUUGCAUUAUUUCUUUGAAAGAGAAAGAACACCUGCAAUUCUAGGCCUAUAACCUGAGGAAGGCUCUCCUGUAAGUUCUCUUUGCUGACUUCAGUCCUAAACAGUAGAUGGUGCAACAGCAGCAGAUUCACUGAGGUUUCCUGCUGCACUUUGCCUUGCAGCAAAGUCUCUUUUUAUGAGGUUUGUUCCCCUCCAGUUUUCCUGUUUUGCUUUUGGGAGGUAUUUUGAUUUUCUCUUUUGAAGCCAAGAUGAUUGCUGUUUCUGUUCAAUGAGCAGCACCACUGAAUCAGCACUGAGGGGUAAAUAUCUCCAGCAGAGUCAGGGCUGAGGAAUAUCACACCAUCCAGGAAGUAACAGCUGGGAACUGCAUUCUCAUUUUGCCUAUUUCCAGUAUCAACAGUUCUUAUUCCUUAGCACAAGGCAUACUCCACUUAAAGCUAGAAUUGUGUUGAUGCAGUUCAGAGAGCAUAGAAAAACCUUCACAGAAACCAGAAUGCUUUUAUUAUAGUGUUUAGACAAGUAGUUAUCAUUUAUGAUCCAAAAUUGUUCUCAAAACUAAUAUUUAGAUUUAGUUUAUCAAUGUGAUCAGUUGCAUCUUAGCAAACAAUACAAUUAUGCAGCUAUCUUCCAUUAAGAAGUACUGUAAAAUAUAUACAAAUGUUGCUUCAGGCAAAUGUCCUUUUUUCAAGUGCACGAACUGCAUUUCUGAAUGAGUGCAUCUCUCCACUUCAGCACCGAGUCCCAUCAGGUGUACAGAGAGGUCUCACCCAAGCAUUGUGUAAAACCAUCUUAAUUAUUAAGUUUACUCACCUUUCCAAGACUCC
Zonotrichia albicollis (white-throated sparrow) is the source of this 5523-nucleotide messenger RNA. The record is from RefSeq and is a predicted model, not a curated record. Lineage: Eukaryota; Metazoa; Chordata; Aves; Passeriformes; Passerellidae.